AUGUGUAUCAUUUUCAGGGUGUUAGUUGAGGAUGUUCAACAACUCAUAAAGAAACAAAAACACACAAAUGUGGCUCUUACGCCCCGUGGUACUUCUUUGUAUUAUGAGAUGUAUCAUCCACUAGAAGAGAUUUAUUUGUGGAUGUCACAAAUUACGAAAGCGUACCCAUCUGUCAUUGAAAAAAUACUUAUUGGAUCUUCAUCUGAGAAGCGACUAAUUUAUGUGCUAAAGGUUUUCAAUGGGACCACCUCACCCAGGGGUGCAUUGUGGAUUGAUUGUGGCAUCCAUGCCCGUGAAUGGAUAUCGCCUGCCUUCUGCCAGUGGUUCAUACAUUACCUGGUCACUGCACAGAACAGGGUCCUCACUAACAUCCUGAAAUCGUUCGAAAUAUAUGUUCUCCCCGUCUGGAACGUCGAUGGCUAUGAGUAUUCAUGGACAACUACCCGCUUCUGGAGGAAGAACCGCUCCAAAUAUAAUGGGGAUCAAUGUGUAGGAACGGAUCUGAACCGGAACUGGGAUGCGAGCUGGUGUGGCCCUGGAGCAUCAAAUGACCCAUGCAGUGAUACAUAUUGUGGACGUUAUCCCGAGUCUGAACCAGAGGUGAAAGCUGUAGCUGCCUUCAUCAGGAAGAGAUUAGAUCACAUCAUAAGCUACAUUUCAAUACAUUCAUACUCUCAAAUGGUUAUGUUUCCAUAUUCCUACAAAUUUUCUAAAUCUAAGGAUCAUGAUGAAUUGAAUUAUGUGGCAUGGAAGGCAGUCACUGCCGUCAGGUCAGUACAUGGCACCAGCUACAGUUUUGGAAACUCAGCAAAAACGAUCUAUUUAUCCAGUGGAUGUUCAGAUGACUGGGCGUAUGACUUGGGCAUCAAAUAUUCAUUUACCUUUGAACUUCGCGACACUGGGACAUAUGGCUUUUUACUUCCAGCUUCCUUCAUAAAACCAACUUGUGAAGAAGCUACAGCUGCUGUGAGCGAGAUUCUACACUAUAUUGUCCAAACGAUUUGA
Messenger RNA from Hemiscyllium ocellatum (epaulette shark), 1005 nucleotides. Its product is annotated as carboxypeptidase B2-like. Lineage: Eukaryota; Metazoa; Chordata; Chondrichthyes; Orectolobiformes; Hemiscylliidae. The record is from RefSeq and is a predicted model, not a curated record. Gene Ontology annotation, molecular function: metallocarboxypeptidase activity; zinc ion binding. The coding region runs from base 1 to 1005 and encodes 334 amino acids. The transcript is spliced from 8 exons. Gene Ontology annotation, biological process: fibrinolysis; proteolysis.